Rhagoletis zephyria (snowberry fruit fly) is the source of this 1222-nucleotide messenger RNA. Its product is annotated as transcription factor Adf-1-like. Gene Ontology annotation, cellular component: transcription regulator complex; nucleus. NCBI's taxonomy places the organism in Eukaryota, Metazoa, Arthropoda, Insecta, Diptera, Tephritidae. The record is from RefSeq and is a predicted model, not a curated record. Gene Ontology annotation, biological process: regulation of transcription by RNA polymerase II.
UGGUAUACGCAAGUUGAUUUCGCCGUGGCUGGCGGUUUGUUUUUCUUGGUUUUUAGCGUCAAAAGAAGCGUCAUUUUGUUUUUUCCCAAUAGUUAUUCAGGAAAUGGAUAAAUUGAGUGAAGAAUUAAUCUUAGAAGUAAAGAAUCGUCCAUAUCUUUACGAUGAUAAACACAAAGAAUACAAAAACUUGGUCGCCAAGGAGCAAGCUUGGAAGAAAAUUGGAGAGGUGUUGAAGAUGUCUCCUAUGAAUGCCAAAUCCAGAUGGAAGAACUUGCGCGACUCAUAUGUCAAAUAUAAGAAUCAAUUAAAUAAAGUUACCGACGCUGCUGGUGAAGAAGCUGUAAAUAACCGCUUUUCGAAAUGGACUGGGCAUUCGUAUUUGUCUUUCCUGGAUGAAACUUUAGCCCGACGUUCUAUAUCUAUGUCCAACGUAUCCCUUAAAAGUGAAAAUAUUGAAGCCACACCACCUGCAAAGCGCGCAAGGAGUUCGCCUUAUAAGGAAAGUGUCCCAGAUCCGAAAUCAAGCUCCAAUAGAUCAAAAAAGAAAAUUCAAAGCAGAAUUCGUGCAGUUUUCCAUUCCACCUAUUCCAAGAAGCGUGCAGAGAAGACAUAUAAGCAAGAAAUGCAGAAACCGCUACAACAAGAAAAGCAAACUGCGGAGCUUUCGGAGUCUGAAGCUAAUACUACCGAAUUUGAGCACUCCAUUGCUCCUCCUGAAAACUGCCUUGAAAUAUCAACCACCAAUGGAAUGGUACUAAGAGAUAAUCACAUGCCAAUACAAAUGCCUCAAAAUAAAAUGAAUGAUACCGACAUAAUCUUUCAUUAUUUAGAAGAAAAGAGGAAAUGUCAAACGGUACAAAGGGGUAGCGAUGCUGUUGAUCAUUUGUUUAACAGCUAUGCACAAACAUUUCGAUCUUUACCGCUACGCCAGCAGGUCAAUAUUAAAAUUGAAUUGGCGAAACUUUUCGCUAAAGCUGAAAUAGAAAGUCAAUCUUAGAUAAGAUGUAGGUAUCUGCUAUGGAAUUUUAAAAGUAGAAUGAGCUUUUUGUUUGCUAUUUAAAUAUUAGGGCACCUUCAUGAAAAAUAACUUUUUUAUUUUACUCCUAUUGAAGUAUUUAAUUUUGUAAUAUCGUUAGUAAAUAAUUUUGAAUGUCAAUUAUUUUAAUAUCAGUUGCGAGUUUUCAGAAAAUAAAUUUACGUUCAUGCGCUAUGGCGCAGCAAA